AUGUCGCUCUCACGCUCUCCUUCACCGAAACGAGGCGGCGGCUGGGCAAGUCCCGGUCUCAAUGCCAAUUUUGCGCAGAGUAGAAGCACCACGCCCGUCACAUCGUACAGCCAGAACCACAGCGUCACAUGGGCCUCCGCUCAAGCAAGAAGCCACCAAGUCAAUGGAUACCCAGCAUAUCAAGAAGGCGGCCCAGGCUUCUUUGGCAAGCACAUGCGCAACAUCUCGGCCAGCCUGCCCUUCUUCAACAACGCUCCCAAGGAUGAACGUCAGGCCGAAAAGGAGAAGGCUGGUAGAGGCAAAUGGUCUCCGGCGCGAGGAGGUCAUGUCGCCAGCUUCAAGGCCAUGCUCGGUCGCCAUCUCUUGAGAUCAAAGACACGAUUCAUCCUGGUCCUGGUGCUCUUGUCACUCAUCCUUUGUUUCUAUACAACCCCAUUGCAUUACUGGUACCGAAGGAGCUCGUGGCUGGGCGGCGGCAGCAAAUUCGUCGUCAUCCUCGCGGCCAACAUGGGAGGAGGAGUCAUGGAGUGGAAGGGCCCUCGUGAAUGGGCCAUUGAACGCGACAGUGUGCGCAACAAGAAGAACUACGUGCACCGAUGGGGCUACGAGUUGGAGAUAGUCGACAUGAGCACCAAGAAACGCUAUGCGCACGAGUGGAGAGAGAGCUGGGAGAAGGUCGACACAAUCCGCAACGCCAUGCGCAAGUACCCCCAGGCCGAAUGGUUCUGGUGGCUCGACCUCAACACCUUCAUCAUGGAGCCCUCGUACUCGCUGCAGCAACACAUUUUCGACAACUUGAACGACAACGUCUACCGCGACAUCAACUUGUACAACCCCCUCAACAUUUCUCACCCUCCCACAGCGGGCCAUCUCGACCCCGAGAGUCUGUCGGCCAUCGGAGACGGCAAGCCCGACUCGAUCAACCUCAUUGUGCCCCAAGACUGCGGAGGCUUCAAUCUGGGAUCCUUCUUUGUCAAGCGCUCGGCCUGGACAGACCGCUUGCUUGACAUCUGGUGGGACCCCGUGGGCUAUGAACAAAAGCACAUGGAAUGGGAACACAAGGAGCAGGACGCGCUGGAGUACAUGUACACCAACCAGCCGUGGGUUCGCCCUCACCUUGCAUUCAUCCCCCAACGCAAGGUCAACAGCUUCCCUCCCGGCGCAUGCGGCGACAAUGGCGAAGACAUGAACAUUCACUAUCACGAGCACGACCGCGACUUUGUCGUCAACAUGGCUGGUUGCGAGUGGGGUCGAGAUUGCUGGGGUGAAAUGUACAAUUACCGGCAAUUGAGCAACAGGCUCAACCGCAACAAGUGGGAGAAGGUCAAGGACGGCGUGUCGGGAGCCUUUUCUUUCCUCCAGACGAAGAAAAAGGAGAUUACAGGGACGGAGAAGGACGAAGCAAAGAAGGAGUCAGGAUGA
This is a messenger RNA of Aureobasidium subglaciale EXF-2481, 1422 nucleotides long. Its product is annotated as glycosyltransferase family 34 protein. The record is from RefSeq and is a predicted model, not a curated record. Gene Ontology annotation, molecular function: glycosyltransferase activity. Gene Ontology annotation, biological process: protein N-linked glycosylation. NCBI's taxonomy places the organism in Eukaryota, Fungi, Ascomycota, Dothideomycetes, Dothideales, Saccotheciaceae. The coding region runs from base 1 to 1422 and encodes 473 amino acids. Gene Ontology annotation, cellular component: Golgi membrane. The transcript has 3 exons.